Cladocopium goreaui is the source of this 3837-nucleotide messenger RNA. Lineage: Eukaryota; Dinophyceae; Suessiales; Symbiodiniaceae. The record is from the annotation of a GenBank genome assembly.
AUGGAUGCAAUGAUCGCUGCAGAAAAUCAUGAUGCUUUGACAGUGAGUGCCUUUGAGUCUGAGCUGGAAGAGUUUUUACAAGAUACACCGGAAAUGCAUGAAGCCUUUGUCACUUACCAAGAGGCACGACAACGUCUUUUGGACCAGAAGCGCAGUCGCGGCUUCUGGCCACCUCGCGGUGGUGGUGGCAAGAAAGGAAGCUUCAAAGGUCGAGGCAAAGGUGGAGGAAAAGGGGCUCGCAGAGAGCAACUCUUGGCACGUAUCGCCAAAUCCCAUUGCCGCCACUGCGGCGAGAAAGGGCAUUGGAGGGCAGAAUGUCCUUCCAGAAACCGUGACAACCCUUCUCAAAGUGCAGCUGCAACAGCUAAUGUAGUUCAGCAGGAGGAUGAAGCCAUCCUGCCCAGCAUCAAUGAGAAUGAUGAGAUCUUCACGAAUGAGGAGCUGGACUUAGCAGAGGCAUGUGAGCGACCGGUUAGCACGAUACCUGAUGCCUUCGUUGUGAGCUGCCCCGACCGAUGUGAAGCCACUAGUGCGAUUUUGGAUACUGGUGCAAGCCGCUCAGUGAUUGGAUCAAAGGUUGUUGAAGGACAAAUGCCCUUCCUCUUUUCAAAGCGUGCCUUCAAGCAAUUGGGAGGCAUUUUGGACACCACUCAGGAUCGUUGCACUCUGAAACGUUUGCAAAAGACCAUCAAGCUGAAAGUCAAUGCUCUCAAGAACUUGGCCAAUCUGGUCAUGAGUGUUCUCACCAUGUUGCUCCAAGUCAGUAUGCAGAUGAUCGAGGGAGAGAUUCAGCAGGAUUCGGCCGAUCUGACUCAACACCUGGAACAGAUGUAUGGCCAACUGGACCAACAGAGGACUUUUCUUCAAGCACUGAUCAAUCAACAGCAGGGACGUAUGAGCACACCACUGCACCAUCCAGGUCCUCCAGAGACCACAAAUGCAACAGCCUAUCGCCAGGCGAUGGCCCAAAAGAGUCCAACGAGAUCUGCACCACCCAGAGAUGUGAUGAACAAGAAUCAGGCUGUCCCAAACCGCAUCGCUGGAAUUCCUCUUCCUCAAGGUGGAGGUUCAACUUCCGCAGUCCCAGAGCUGGACGGUUGUGGCAAUUCAACCGUUUGGGAAGUCAUGUCCGCAAGCUCCUUGGGAGGACACGUGCCUUUAGAAGAACUGCAGGUGGUCGCAGUUCAAACAAGUGGACCAGCCACGCUCCGCAGUGUGACACCAGGCAACAUCUCCAUUCACGAGUGGGGACAAAAGAUAGUCACAUGGGGCAAGAAGCAUCCAGGCAAGACGUAUGCAGAAGUGCUUCGAGUGGAUCCGGGCUACUUCAACUGGAGCAGCGCUCGAUACACGAGCCUUCCACCCAUCCAGCAGGAGUUUGUGGAUUACUGCCGUCUGAAGUUGGAGAUUGCCAAUCGUUUGAAUCAGAAACACCAACAGGAACUUCAACAAAGCUUUAACCAACUGACGGAGAUAGCUGAAGAAGUGUUUCUUGGACAAAAGGCCAGUGAUGCUCGACAUGGCAUUGAUCUGUUAGAGAUCUACGCCGGAACUCAAAGUCCGUUGACAGAUGCCGUACGUGAGAUGGGAGGCACAGCCAUCCGUUUUACCAGGAACUUGUUCACCUUCGCCUGUGUAAGCAGCUAUGUGCCUUCCAAGUUCGGCACGGUCGUCAGUUCCAUCUUGAGCAGGGUGUCCGAUUUGCAGAGUGAUUCGCAGCUUUGGCCUGAAGUUCCGACCCGACAGCACGAACCAUUGCUUGUCGAACCAGCAGGUGGUGACAGUUAUUUUCAUGCACAAUUGAAGAAGCUUCAGGAAAAGUUACCCUUUGGCAGUUUCAAGCAGAGAAGCUUUACUUUCUGCGGUAUCCAACUAGAACAAACACCAGAUUUCAGCAUUCAAGCAUCCCAGUCAGAGUAUGUCCAUAAGAUCCAAGCGAUUGAUGUGGGAAAACAUAGACGUGAGCAGCCGCAGAUGCCUGCUAGUGAUGCAGAAUUGUCCAAGCUUCGUGGACUGGUAGGUAGCCUUCAGUAUGCAGUGUCGCAUACUCGUCCGGACCUUGCGGCACGUUUGGGAGAAAUUCAGGUUCAAAUGGCUCAACCAAAGGUGGAAACAUUGUUAGCUUGCAACAAGGUUCUUCGAACGAUUCGAGACGAUGCCGAUGAAAGCCAACGAUGCAGUUGUGCCGACGAUGCAGUUGUGGCAAGGUGCUACGAUGCUGCAGGCUUUGAAGAGCAGCUUGCAGCCAUUGAGGCAGAACCACCGCCUGGCUUCUCCGAUAGCGAAGCCAGAGAUGCGGAGUUUGUUGGGUCUUGGGCAUGGCGAGCCACUGGCAUCGCGCAGAUUUCCCAGGGGUCAAGGAAGAUGUACUGGGGCCGGGUCUGGAAAUACAUGGUGCUGCAGGUCGCAGCUGGGGUGGCAGCAUGCGCGAGUGUGCGGCUUUUGAUGCAGAAGCAGCUGCCAGCAGUAGAACCCAAGGCUUUCUACAGCGUCCUGGAUGCAAGUUUGGUUGAGGGUAUUUACAGUGCAAUGUACUGCCUGGUGGCCCUGAACUGUAUGGUCUCCCUCCAGGGUAAUCCAAGAGGCUUGAGGAAUCAGUUCUUUCCGCUGGCCGUUGGCUUUGUCAUUAUCGCUGGUGGGCCACCCUGCAGUGAGGUAUCCGGUGGGUUUUUGAACCCAGCAAUCACCUUGGGAUUUUGCAUAGUUGGAGAUCAAGGCCACAACUUGCCGCGAGCUCUCUUUUUGGCAGCCGCACAGGCUGCAGGUGCGACGGCUGCAGCUAUCAUCUUUUUUCUCGUUCGUCCAGAGGAGCUGAUUGCCCUUGGGAUUGGAGUUGGAGAUGGCUUAAGCUGCAACCGUAUUUGCAGUGCUGUGCAGGCGCUCAACUUUUGUGGCCGAAGGAAGGACCCAACUGUCGAGGACAGCAACUCCGACGAAGAAGCCGAUGCAGAAGAUUCCGCCCGUAGAUAUCAUCCGCCAUGGGCGGCUAGAAUUAUCAGCGAGUUAGUUGGCACCUACAUUGUGGUGCUCACAUUUGGCCUUUGUGCUGUGGCCACCAAUCGCGUCCAAGCGGAGGAGGCCGGCAAGGCCCUCAUCGCUGUGGACAGCCAUCUUUCUGUCCGAAACCAGACAGGGGGCGCCGCUUCGGCUCCACAGGAAGCCAAAUUGGUUUUAUCGACACCGUAUUCCACUGGAGCAGCGGUGCUGUCUUUGACCUACUCCUUGGCAUCUGUUUCUGGAGCUCACUUCAAUCCAGCAGUCACAUUGGCAGUGGUGCUGAGCAGUCGAGACCCGUACGUUUGGGCAGAGGGGCCGACGCGAAUCCUUGCACAAGCACUGGGUGGGAUGGCGGCUGCCUUGACGUACUGUUUUGUGAGCAGAGGUCAGGAAAAGGUGGUGUCUCAACACCUACCACAUUUGGGCCCUGGCAGAGAUUAUUCUUGGGUUGCGGUGAAUAUCAGCGAGAUGCUCUUCACUCUGGCAGUGGCGUAUGUAGUCCUCUGCAUGACUACAGUGAAGGGUCCAAGGUAUCCAAAAGCCUCUUCAACUGCCAGUUUUGACUUUGGCUAUGCCAUUGGCUUCACUGUGAUGGCUGCAGGCUGGGUUACCCAAUGGGUCUCUGGUGGAAUGCUGAAUCCUGCAGUUUCCCUUGGAGUAGCGACGGCUCAAGUGUUGCAAGCUGGAAGAGCAGGUUUGGAGCCUUCGAACAUCACCAAGAUGGCGAGUUCGCUUUUUCAGUAUGUUGGCUGGCAAUGUGCAGGAGGGGGCCUGGCAGCCUUCCUGUUUUGGUUGGCGCAUCCUUUGCUGUACAAAAAGGACCCUUUGCUGGCAAAGUGA